AUGACGCACCUGCCGGCGCGCUUUGCGUUGCUUCCGUUCUUUGCGGGGUCGCCGUUGACAGAGUUCGACGUGCACGACCUCUUCCUCACAUUUCCGCACCAAGAAGACCGGCUUCCGUUCCACCUCGUCCUCCUCGAAGGCGAUUUGCGCCUCAUUGCGCAGCUCGUCGCAUUCGAUCCGCAGCUCGUCACGCCCGAGAGCUUUCGGCUUGCGAUUGCGGCCGGGCAUCUCGUUGUCGCCCAAAUGCUGCUUGACAUGAACCCGUCCGUCGUUGAGGCCACUUCAUUUGUCGAUCUUGACGCUGUCAACGAGGAUACGGCCGUCUGCGUCGCGGCGGCCAACGGCCGUCUCGAGAUUCUCCAAUGGCUGCACGUGUCGGGCCACGAGCUUGUCUGGCACGCGCUCGUCACCGCCGCAACCAACGGCCACGAGGACGUCGUCACGUACCUCCUCGGGCACGAGCUCUCGUCCGGCGCGCCCGACCAUGCCCCCGUGCAUUGGACGUCGUCGCACCCGAUACAGAGCGCCUUGACAUGCGCGCUAUGCAAUGGCCAUGCCGGCAUUGUGCUGCGGCUACUCCAAUACGGACCCUGUACGCUUCAAGAACACCCGGAUAUGCCCUAUUUCAAGUGGUCGGCGGCGUCAGUGGUCGGCCGCCACCACGUCCAAGCCCUGCAGCACAUCCUCGACGCUAGCAUGGAUGUGAGCUCGCUCGAUGCCACGGUCGUCCACGGGAUCUUCUCGUGCGUAGAUUUCGAGCCCACGAUUGUGCUAGACGCUGCCGAUGCUGAGAUCGAGGCUGUCGUGCGCGCGCUCCCACGUGCGUUCUACGUGGAAAUGCUCUUGGCAGCGGCUCGGGACGGGACCGUUGGCGCGCUGACGUCGGUUCUCCGGGGUAUUCUUCAAGCAAACAUCACUCUUGAUCCAGCUGCCGACAUCGAGCAAGCGCUUGCACGCAGCGCGACCGCCCACUGCAUCAAGACUCACAAGACCAUGCGUUCGUUCUUGCGCCGCGUGGGCCUCGACGACACAGCUCUCGACUCGGUGCUGAUGGAGGCGCGUCAAUUUGGGACACUGCCUGCUGUGCAGUGGCUCGAUAUCAACUUUGGCGUCGUCGGCUCGGCAGCUGCAAUGGCGGAAGCGGCAGGGGCCGACGACGCAGACGACAUUGUCCAACGCUCCGGCAGCCUUUUGUCGCUUUGA
Saprolegnia parasitica CBS 223.65 is the source of this 1203-nucleotide messenger RNA. RefSeq lists its product as hypothetical. The transcript has 2 exons. The coding region runs from base 1 to 1203 and encodes 400 amino acids. The record is from RefSeq and is a predicted model, not a curated record. NCBI's taxonomy places the organism in Eukaryota, Oomycota, Saprolegniomycetes, Saprolegniales, Saprolegniaceae. Gene Ontology annotation, molecular function: protein binding.